CGCUCGACAACAUGAAUCCGCCUUAAAACCAUAUCAAGCCACCUCCCCCGCGCACCUUCCUUGGAGUUCAGCUUUCUCUUUCCUCCUACAUCAUGGCGUCGGACGGCCAAUCCGAACUUUUGAGGCUCGCCCAAGAAGUCCACAACCUCACCUCCUCCCUCGUCACCCAUCUUUCCCAAUCCAACCUCCCCGAACCCAACUUCACGCCCUCCUCCCCCGAAAUCCCCCACUCGUCGACCUACAAAGCGCUCCGUGCCCAGCUAAACGACGCCGCCUCUGACCUUCUCCUGCUCGUGAACGGCCCGCGCAUCGAAGCCUGCAGAUUCGUGUGCUCGCACAACGACCUCGGAGCCUACCAGCUCGCCUUCGAGUUCGACCUCAUCCGCAAGAUCCCCCAGGAAGGCAGUAUCAGCCUGGCCGAACUGUCCGGGCAAACCGGGGUCGAUGAAGAUCGCCUUGGACGCAUCCUACAUCUGCUGUGCAGCAGGCGGCUGUUCGCGGAGCCGGAACCUAACCGCUUCGCGCACACGAGCAUGACGGUUAUCUACGCGCGCGACGAGAAUGUCAGAGCUGCAGGGGCGUACCAGUUGGACGAGCAGAUGAAGGGCUCGGUGGAAGCGGCGCGGAGUUUUCAGGAGGGGGCGAAGAGUGCGUUUGAGCAGAGGCAUGGCGGGCCGAUGUUUGAGUAUUAUCAGAGGUUUCCUGAGAAGGGGGCGAGGUUUGCUUCGGCUAUGAGGGGGAUUAGCAAGUUGCAUAGGCAGAUCACUGAGCUGGAGAAUGGGUAUGCGUGGGGUGAUUUGAAGGACAAGAAGUUGGUUGAUAUAGGCGGAGGUAGUGGGCAUGUGAGCAUUGCGCUUGCGCGGGCCUUCCCCAACCUGCACGUCGUGGUACAAGACAGCAACGCCGCCAUGCUCCAGCAAGCCCAAGCCACCCAAGACCUCAGCGACAUCAAGUCCCGCAUCUCCUUCGCCGAGUACGACUUCUUCACGCCCCAGCCCAUCGCCAACGCAGGCGCGUAUCUCCUGCGCCAGGUGCUCCACAACUGGGGCGGCGACGACUGCGUCCGCAUCCUCCAAUCCAUUAUACCAGCCCUGGAGAAAAGCGCCCCGGGCACGCCGCUCCUUAUCAACGAUAGCAUUAUCCCCGCGCCGGGCACGACGACGCGGUUUGAGGAGCAUGUUAUUAGGCAGAUUGAUGUGUUGAUGAUGUUUUCGCUCGGGGCGAAACAACGGACUGAGGCGGAGUUCCGGCGGUUGCUGGAGAGAGCGGAUUCGAGGUUUGAGAUUGUGAGAGUCCAUAUGGGGCCGAUGGCUUUGCUCGAAGUCCAUCUCAAGACAUAGGGCAGGCCGGUAGUAAUGUGUGAACAGCUGAAUGGCGAUGGUUCUGCUCUCUGUGGGGGUUGUAGAGUGGCUGCGGCACUACGCGUAAUAGAAGACCUAGGUCGGACUCACAAAUUCGUCCGCAGACAGCUCUAUCCUACAGGGGACGAAAUUGUUCUCAUUCUCAUUCUCAUAACACUGGGUUGGGUUUCCAGUCAGGAUCCGUCUUCAGCGACUCUGCAGUCUCC
Messenger RNA from Trematosphaeria pertusa, 1567 nucleotides. RefSeq names its product O-methyltransferas-like protein. Bases 93 to 1340 code for a protein of 415 amino acids. Gene Ontology annotation, molecular function: O-methyltransferase activity. The transcript is spliced from 4 exons. The record is from RefSeq and is a predicted model, not a curated record. NCBI's taxonomy places the organism in Eukaryota, Fungi, Ascomycota, Dothideomycetes, Pleosporales, Trematosphaeriaceae.